Molecule: messenger RNA, 2187 nt
Organism: Sphaeroforma arctica JP610
Lineage: Eukaryota; Ichthyosporea; Ichthyophonida
Exons: 6
Biological process (GO): vesicle-mediated transport; intracellular protein transport; vesicle fusion
Cellular component (GO): SNARE complex; endomembrane system; membrane
Molecular function (GO): SNARE binding; SNAP receptor activity
Source: RefSeq, a predicted model, not a curated record
GUGCACAGGUGUAUCUGAUUCAGAAACAGACCGCUCUUAUCGGGGAUGACUCCAAGGAAGCGGCGAUUCGUAAAACGAGAGAGGAGGGGAGGGCUCUCGCGCGGCAGAUUGGUAGCGAUGUGAAAGAUCUCGUGCGGUCUGAGCAGUCUGCGCCCACAAAUGACAAUAUCCGGCGGAUUAAACUUGCGAAGCUCAAAACGGACUUUACGGAUGUACUACGGAGGUAUGAGGCGGCGGAACGGGAGGCAGGUGAAAAAGAGAGGGAUGUACUCAGGAUAGCCCGUCAAUCGCAAGACAGCGCAGGCAGAGACGAAGUGCUGAUUGACAUCGAUGGUGACGACGACCAGAACGAUGCAGAGCCAGGAGCACUCCCCUUGUCCCGGCGCGAGAGACGAAGCCAAGAUAUGCGAAACAGUCCCCGACGACAACAACGACGAAAUCCACAGACAUCACAGCGACAACAACAACCGUAUGCACCACCAGCGAGGCAAACACAACAGCAAAUGCAGGCCCAAAUGGAACUGGAUAUGCAACUGGAUGACCGGAUCACGUACAACGAACGAACCAUCGCUCAGCGCGAACAAGGUAUCACGGAAAUUGAGCAGACCAUCGAAGAGGUCAACAGUCUGUUCCAGGAUCUGGGUGCACUCGUACAUGAACAAGGCCACAUGCUAGAUAAUAUCGAGUCAAACAUCGUAUCGGCGUCAGACACCGUUGAGGAGGCGCACGAGCAAGUGCUCACGGCAGAGGGCUAUCAGAAAUCAUCACAAACGCGCAUGUGCUACAUGCUGUACUUCUUCCUGGCCAUCCUCGGGUUGGUUGUACUGAUCCUGCUGCUGACAUUGGCGUAGAAAACUUACUAUGCCGAACCCUGCCCAUCCCGCGAACCGUCGUGAAGUACAAAUAGGUUUGGCCGAAAACCCUGAGAAUAGUGUUUUUCUGUACACUGACACUCUGUUGUAGUGUGCAUGCAAUACCAAGCGAUGCCUCGUGUUCUUCUCUCAUUGGACUACUUCGCAGCAAACCUCCACAGCAGCUAACAGUAAAAGCAAACUAUUCACGCUCAUCACAGCCGUAGCCCCAGUGGAACCAGUGCUAGAGAGAACCACAAUCGCUCCAGCAGCACGAUCUUCAUGUACUACCCAUCGUGUUGCAUCGAGUCGAUGUGGCUACCCAUCUUUGUAGAACAACAGUAUACAUAUACGAUGGUAUAGCCAUUGUGUUCCGUGGAAGAACAGAAUGGGUUCGCUCACAAUCAACGAGUGUUUCAGGGUGCCUCCUGAGCACACGCUGCUACUGAGGCGUAGGCCCACGUGUGGGAUGCGUUCACUUAGUGCCCAAAUGUGCAAUUUUGGGUUUAGGGUUUUACAGUGCAGUCGUGACAUGCUGGCUAUAGACCAGUUUCAGGACUGGCGGGAAUGGCUGAGGUGUUCGUAGUAGCUGCUGAGUGGUGUCGAGCUGUUACAGUCUUUAUCCGGAUGCCGUAUUCCCUCUCUUUGCAUGAGUGUCAAGCUAAGCUUAGCUGGACUUAGCUAGGCUUGGACACGCCUGAGGUAUGCACGGGUCACUACUGAGUUCGAUUCUACGGUAGCGCAGAAGUCGUGGCGAGAACCACUAGAGGUAGACGGAGAGGCUCAUACAAGAAGUACUUCGCACCGUACCGAGAUCCAAACUUGUCGUCGUGAAGAUCGAAUUGGCAACAGACUCACCUGAACCAUGAAACAUCGCGACGCGAAACGGUAGCUACACGCAGGCAAAGCCGGAUAGAUGCACGAGAAGAUGGCAUCAGAUGGUGUGCUUCAUAAUUGGAGCAGUGAAGGCAUGCGCGACAUUCAACUGAGCGAAUGACAUCCCUCACUGCGGAUUGAGAGGUGUAAUACAUUGAUGGAACAGGCUUGCGAUAGAUUAGACUCACUCCGUGCACUGUGGUUGUGCGGAUUGAGCCUAAAAUACAUAGCCACCCUGCUUCAAUUUGACUUCUUAAAUUAGAUACUCUGUGGUUAGUUCCGAAAGCCAUUGAGAUAUACUAUAGCCCAUAACAACACCAUCGAGCGCCGCAUAAUGGUACAUUUCUCGGGAACCGAAUUUAAAAAAUAAGACUGGAGACGGACUAUCACCGAACCUUCAAUGUCGGAUUUUACCUAAUUUUCUGAUUGUAAUUGAAUCAUGCUAAAAUUAAGUACGCCG